GUCCUAGCGGUUGUGAUAGAUGAAGUACAUUGCAUCUGCACUUGGGGAAAAGACUUCAGGCAGGACUACAGUAAACUAGAUGGUCUGCAUUCCAGUAUCCCGUUGUCUAUCCCUUUUAUUGCAUUAUCCGCGACUCUCCCUAACAGUUCCAUUACAAGGAGGACCAUCAAGGUUGUGGAGUCUAGCUCGGGAUAUAGCAGUCUAGAUUUCAUCAGAGACUCUGUCAAAACAAUCGUGUACUUUAAUAGCCGUAAUAAUGCCGAGCAAGCUGUAAACCAUUUGCGAAAUCUAUCUGCUCCUGAUCAAAGAGAUGAGAUUGUCGUUUACCAUGAAAUCAAGGCAGAGGAUUUUAAGAGGAGGGCGAUGGAAAGGUUCAAGUCUGGAGAUGCAAAGAUUAUGAUGGCAGUAGAGGCUGCGGGGAUGGGCUGUGGCAUUAGAGACAUUGUUCGCAUAGGUCAGUUUGGAUGCCCCAAUAAUAUUUCAACACUUGUACAGCGCUUCGGUCGAGCUGCUAGAGAUUCGAGUAUUCGAGGUUUCGGAAUCCUGACGGUAACCAAGCAUCAACUUUCUAAGCUAGGAAAAGGGGGAAUCGCUUCUGAGGAUGUGGGUAACGAGGAUGAAAUAAGGAGUGCGGUUUCGAAGAUGACAAUCUCAAACAAUUCAUCCUAA
Lobosporangium transversale is the source of this 669-nucleotide messenger RNA. Its product is annotated as P-loop containing nucleoside triphosphate hydrolase protein. Gene Ontology annotation, biological process: double-strand break repair via homologous recombination. The transcript has 3 exons. Gene Ontology annotation, molecular function: four-way junction helicase activity; 3'-5' DNA helicase activity. The record is from RefSeq and is a predicted model, not a curated record. Gene Ontology annotation, cellular component: chromosome; cytoplasm; nucleus. The annotation marks the transcript as partial. NCBI's taxonomy places the organism in Eukaryota, Fungi, Mortierellomycota, Mortierellomycetes, Mortierellales, Mortierellaceae.